AUGAUUCUGUGCAAAGUGCAGGAGAUGCUUCUGGAAGCCGUGGACCGCAGGACCGGAGCUGCCUACCUGGGAAGUGGGCUCUCUGUGCUACUCCUGUUGCCAUUAGAAGCUGCAGCCCAGAACUCUGGAGGCUGUGCCCAGUGGUGCCCUUCCAGUUCCUCAUGUGUCAAUGCCACCACCUGUCGCUGCAAGCUGGGUUUCAUCUCUUCGUCUGAGAUUUUUACGAGCCCUGUGGAAACCUGUGACAACAUCAACGAGUGUGUGCCACCCUCAAAUGUGUCAUGCGGGAAAUUCGCAGACCGUCGGAACACGGACAGGAGCUACUACUGCGUGUGCAGACCAGGAUGCAGGCUCAUUUCUGGGGCAAAAUCAUUCAAGAAUGAGAGUGAGAACACAGGGAAGUCAGCUGGGCAGAAGAGAAGGCUUCAGACAUUUUCAGAUGUGGACAAGUGCAGCUCCGGGCAGCAUCGGUGCCUCCACUCCACCAUCUGUGUCAACAUCGUGGGCUCCUACAUAUGCUGCUGUGGCCCAGGCUGGAAGCCCAAACCUGGGCUCCAGAAUAACAACACAACUGUCUGUGAAGAGGUGCUCUUCCCCACCUGGACCCCACCCACUGGAAUCAGCAGUCAGAGUCUCUCCCGCUUUUUUGACAAACUCCAAAAUCUAAGCAGAGACGUGAGUUCAUCCUCGGUCCAGACCACCGUUGAG
This is a messenger RNA of Carlito syrichta (Philippine tarsier), 708 nucleotides long. RefSeq names its product CD97 antigen-like. Gene Ontology annotation, molecular function: calcium ion binding; G protein-coupled receptor activity. NCBI's taxonomy places the organism in Eukaryota, Metazoa, Chordata, Mammalia, Primates, Tarsiidae. The record is from RefSeq and is a predicted model, not a curated record. The annotation marks the transcript as partial. The transcript has 8 exons. Gene Ontology annotation, cellular component: membrane.